This is a messenger RNA of Hyla sarda, 2248 nucleotides long. It is a transcript of the gene C9H9orf43, whose product is annotated as chromosome 9 C9orf43 homolog. NCBI's taxonomy places the organism in Eukaryota, Metazoa, Chordata, Amphibia, Anura, Hylidae. The transcript is spliced from 13 exons. The record is from RefSeq and is a predicted model, not a curated record. The coding region runs from base 239 to 1699 and encodes 486 amino acids.
CUUGGAUCCCAGUUCCCGCCAAGACAAACCCGAUGCGUCUUCCGUACACCACGUGCUCCGCUGGCCACGCCCCCUUCAAGGCCAUUGCCUGCGUUCCACUGACCCGUCGCCUGCAUUAAACGUCAGGAGUGGCACAGCCAAUCAGCUUGAGCGAGGCGGGGCCACCGCAGGUAGAAGGCGUGGUGGCGUCCCCCGUUGUUAUGGUGACCGGGGCCGGGUCCCGGUGUGUGGAGCCGCUAUGAGGGCCCCCCUGGGUACAGCAAUGGAGCUGGAUGAGACCAUAUGUAAGAGGCCGGUGUGUCAGCACCCGCAGUGCUGGGUGACCAUGCGGAGGAUAGAACAGGGACACCCCCGACUCCGCCCACCCACCGCCAGACGCCCCCCACAGGAUGAAGGCGGACUCCCCAUCCUGAGUGUGAGCACCCUGCCGGCCAGCGGAGUCCUGCACCGUGGGAGUGAUAGUCCGCACCUGAGUGAAGGAGCCUCCUCAACUACUGUGUGUACUAGUGCUGCCACCUGCAGUAUGGAGAAGUUCUUCUUUCCGGGUGUAAACUCCUACAGGGAGAUCCUUGCACCUUCAAGAAGCUCCGGAUCCUCCUUCUCCUCCUGGAAGCCUCGGAAGGUGGAGAUCCUGCGCCCUUCUUUUCAGGAUGCAAAAAGAGACGUGACCAUGGUAUGGGUGCCGAACGCCCAGCACAGGCCUCCGAGAAAGGAAGACGGAGAAAAACAUCUUAAAGUUUGGAUCAAAGAUCUUACACUGAGCGACCCCCUGGGAGGAAUGAGGAGGGAGAAGCCGAAUCCGGCUCUGACCAUAAAUCGUAAACAGACGAAGCUCCCGAGCGGUGGAUGUCCCCUUAAUCUUACACUGGUUGGAUCAUCAUCACAUACAAAGAAAUUCAUAGAGGCUAGAGAAGUGCAGGAACAGCCUGGGAAAGCAUUGAAGUGCCGGAGAAGACAACGCGACCCGUGGCCGGACAGCGACUCUGUAACGUCUCCAUCUCUCAGCGGGAUAAUGGUGGGAAACCGGCGGGUCAUCCUACAUGACACCAGAGAGAAGUGCCCCGCCGUGCCCCACACCGGCCCAGUGUACAGACUGGACAAUCAGCAGUCGGCGGCACCAAAUAACACAGCGAUCAACUUAGACAGUAUCAGGAGCCAGUAUUAUCUGUGGAAGAAAUACAUCUACCUUGCUGAUCCCAGUCAUCGAAUCAAACCACCAGAUCACAGAGCAAACAGAAUUCAGAGAUCCCACAAGUCAUCGGCUCCUGAUCAGCUCAGCCAUAUAGGACUGUUCCCCUGUGACCCCGAUUCUGCGCUCAGUUACUACAAAUCCCAGGCCUUGGAGACCCCCACAGGUUCUGUGGUUUGUGACACCACAAGGUCACGUGACUCUGAGGACAGAAAUUCUCCAUCCUUGGCCGGAUUAUCACAGAGGUCCUGGAGCGACGAAGAACCUUCCGGAACACCAACAGAGACAGGCGACCGAAUCCAGCAGGAAAUCCCAGGAGAGAUAAAUAAAGAGGCGAAGCCUGCAAAGCCUCCCGAAUUAGAUGUCCCUAGAGAUGAGGAAUCCAUGAGACCAAAUAUGUCAUGUGACCAAUCAGAAUCUGCAAUGGAGACUACAGAUACCCAAGAAAACCCCGGGGGAACAACCUCUUCUCCCCAACCAAACCCGCCUCCCCCCUCCCCAAUGAAUUAAAGUAAGGGAAUGCUGGGAGUUGUGGUUUUGCAAUAGCUGCAGAGCCCAAGAAGUGACUAAUCUGCAGUUUGUCAUGUUGGCCAGGAGGGGGCAGCACAGCGUGAGGAGAUUACACUACAGACUGUACAUUCAUAAGAGGCCAUCAGCAUUCUGCAGCCGAUUAUCCCAUAACAACUUUAACCAUUUCUCUGCUGGGUGAUAUUCAGUACAAGGGGUCACUGCGGCUCACAUAGCCGUAGUCACUCUGCUUCCCCAGCCCCCUGCAUAGCAGUGCUGCCUGUGUGCACAGUGAAAUAACAUCUGCUCUGGUAUAGACAGAUCUGCCUAUCAGGACUCUAGGAAAGCAGAGUGUGGGAGUUGCCAUAUUGUUUGCUUUAAUCCAGUGUUUUCCAACCAGGGUGCCUGCAACGAUUGCAAAACUACAACUCCCAGCAUGCCCGGACAGCCAUUGGCAUGCUGGAAAUUGUUGUUUUGCAACUGCUGGAGGCGCCUUAUAGGGAAACAAUUCUCUAAUCACAUAGAAGUUAAAUAAAUUAUAAUGGUCGCCCU